Molecule: messenger RNA, 1072 nt
Organism: Crotalus tigris (Tiger rattlesnake)
Lineage: Eukaryota; Metazoa; Chordata; Lepidosauria; Squamata; Viperidae
Product: zinc finger protein 664-like
Exons: 2
Coding region: 334-759 (141 amino acids)
Biological process (GO): regulation of transcription by RNA polymerase II
Molecular function (GO): RNA polymerase II cis-regulatory region sequence-specific DNA binding; DNA-binding transcription factor activity, RNA polymerase II-specific
Source: RefSeq, a predicted model, not a curated record
UUCAAAUUGUCAAGGUUGAGAAACACUGUGUUAGCACAAGGUGCAAGCUGGCUAGAAAAACCUCCAAAUGGAGCACGGCCACCUGGCAGUGUGAACGUGUCUUUGCUGGGACCCCCAGCAGAGAAGGAGCCACAGCCACCGCCCCGAUCCUCAUUCGGGGGCCGCCCUGCCUGGCCUGCCUCCCACCACCACCCUGGCUCGAUCCGGGGCCUCCGAGGAAGGGGGCCGACGGUUCCGGGGCUCCAGGGGUCAGAUCCAGCCUCCCUGCGUGGACCGCCUCGGCCAGCAACGGCGGGGCGUCGGGUCCAAGCAGAGCGCCAGGAGGGCCCUGGGAUGCGAGCCGUGGGCCUGGCCUCCUCCCGACUCCCCUGGAUGGAAUGUGCGAAGAGCUUCAAUUGGAGGGAAAGGUUUUAUAGACAUCAAAGAAUCCACACUGGAGAAAAGCCAUAUAAAUGCCUGGAGUGUGGAAAGAGCUUCAGUCUGGGGAGCAACCUUUAUGUACAUCAAAGAAUCCACUCAGGAGAGAAACCGCAUAAAUGCCUGGAGUGUGGAAAGAGCUUUAGUCAGAGUGGAAACCUUUAUAGACAUCAACGAAUUCACACUGGAGAAAACACAUAUAAAUGCCUGGAGUGUGGAAAGAGCUUUACUGUGAAUGGAGCUCUAUAUCAACAUCAAAGAAUUCACACUGGAGGGAAACCCUAUAAGUGCCCGGAGCGUGGAAAGAGCUUCAGUAAGAGGAGCAGCCUUUAUGUACAUUGAAGAAUUCACUGUGUGGCAAGAAGAUGGAGAGUAGAAGUUAUAGGCUCUCUUGUUCAUAUGCUUAAUAGCAUUGUUAGCCUGCAAGCCGUCUUAGAAAUAAUUACAAAUCAAGGGCAUUUAGAACAAGAUCACGCUGUUUUGCUUCUCUAUACUGUGCUUGCACAGGAACCUCCGUUAGCCCGAAGCGAGAAGUACAGGUACAGAAAGAUAAAACAAAAUGAAUUGGUUAAAAUAAUAAACUUUCCCUUUUACAUGUUGCUGCCUGGGUGUGUGGAGGAAAUACACCCAGUUUUGAAAACCUGGAUAGCUGCUA